This is a messenger RNA of Penicillium roqueforti, 2688 nucleotides long. Its product is annotated as glucan endo-1,3-beta-D-glucosidase. Lineage: Eukaryota; Fungi; Ascomycota; Eurotiomycetes; Eurotiales; Aspergillaceae. Gene Ontology annotation, cellular component: cell surface. The coding region runs from base 1 to 2688 and encodes 895 amino acids. Gene Ontology annotation, molecular function: glucan endo-1,3-beta-D-glucosidase activity; endo-1,3(4)-beta-glucanase activity. The transcript is spliced from 7 exons. The record is from RefSeq and is a predicted model, not a curated record.
AUGGACUCACGCUUGAAAUGGAAGGCUACAGCCGUGCUGACUUGGCUUUUAGCUACAGAAAAAGCCUACUGUCUCCCACACGUGGGAAAUGAGGUAGAAGCUACUCUGCAAAACACAGCUACCGAACCUGCACGUGCCUUUGAGACUCAGUAUCCACCUUCAAACAGUGAAGACAGGCUGCUUAUUCCCGAGUCCCACCCUGUGUAUCGAGUAGCUUUGGAACAGGACGGUCAUUCAUCGCAGCAGCCUUUUCCACAGUUUGACAUUAUCCGAUUUGUUGACGGCUUGGAAGAUUUGUUGGGCUCAGGUGGUAAUACUCCUGCACCAACACUGACUGCGACAGGACAGUCUACUGGUACAGGAAAAUCGCAUCCUAUUCAAGCUACGACUUCAGCAAAACAGCCUGAAAACCCAGCGCCAAUUCAUACAGCUGGAUCUGUGACCUACUCACCGCAGGCUGGGCCAAGUACUACUGUGGCACAUGAGCCCGUUCACAUACUUUCUUCAUCCUCGGUUACAUCAAAAACCAUGCCUAGCCAAGAUAUCUUCCAGCCGGUUGCGACUGGUCCUGUCCCUGCUAAUAUCAAGUCCCGAGAUGAUCACCCUGUGCAGAACCAGCACGCCAAUACUACCAACCCUAUUGCGACGAAUAAGUUCUACGCAGGCCUUUUCUUGGGCUCUCAGACCAAUGCUACCUUCACUCAACCCUACUCUCUGGCAUGGUCCAAGGGAGGUGGCUCCCUGAAGAGUUGGGGUAUGGCUGUCUCCCAUGUCCAGCCUCAUAUGCUUGCAUACGGACCACCGAACAGCAAGAUCCCCGGAAACCCAGUACAAUACUACAUCAACCCAAUCGGCCUUCAAUCUCUGAUCUUCUCUGCAACCGAGCUUAACCAGUCUUCCAUCAUGAACGUCAAUCAGCCAAAGGCUUUCUCGGCCCACGCUGUGAUCAAGCCCUCUGAAGGCUCGGCUAAGCAGAUUGUCUUCCCCGUUGUGCAAGGCAUGGGCUACGCAACAGCUGUGUACAGUGAUCUGCAGCCGGUGAUUGAAAGUGGCGUUUUCUUCCGUAAGGUCGUCAGCGCUGGUUCGCCUAGGUCCGGCAUCUUCAAGUACCAGGUUUACCUCGAGGAUGACAUGACCUGGCUUCUCUAUGCCACUCCGGCUGAUGGCAAGGAUCCGGAGUUCAAGCUAGUCUCAAAUUCCCGUCUUCGCGGGCCCCAGGGCUUUUCUGGUACUAUUCAAGUUGCCAAGAACCCCGCGGGCAAGUCUGGCGAGAAAUUCUAUGAUAACUCGUCUGGUGUAUACCCAGUGGCAGGAAAAAUCUCUGGUUCUGUCACAGAUGAUGUAGGCACCUACACGCUCUCUUGGAAGAAGGCCGGAAAGGAUGUCACCGGCACUCCUCUGAUCAUGUUCGCCCUACCCCAUCACGUCCAAUCCUUCGAUGGUGCCACCAAGAGCCGUAUCACUGAUAUCAACCUUCGCACCACAACAAAGGGCAACUCCACUGCAGUCAUUGGAGAAAGCUGGACUAUGGUCGAACAAAGCCUCCCCAUUGAUAUUGGAUUCGCUCCGUGGUCAACCACCCAGGGCAGUUCUAACGAGCUCUCAGCCUCAGCUCAGCAUGCCAUUCUCCAGGCUGCUCCCCAGGAGCUCAAGCAGAACAUUUCAGGCCAGACGGACCUUAACAGCAUGUACUACAGCGGCAAGGCGUUGAGCAAGUUCGCAACGCUAGUGUAUACUGUCAACCAGCUUGGCAACAGUUCUGAUCUAGCAACAGAUGCCUUCCAAAAGCUAAAGAAGUCUUUCGAUCUAUUCGUGCAAAACAAGCAGCAAUACCCGCUCGCCUACGAUUCCGUCUGGAAGGGCGUUGUCUCGACCGCCGGCUACAAUGGCGACCUCAACCAGGAUUUCGGAAACACCGCAUACAACGAUCACCAUUUCCACUACGGCUACUUCAUCCAAGCUGCCGCCAUCAUUGGCUCUCUUGAUCCCAGCUGGCUAGCCGCGAACAAGGAGUGGGUCAACAUGCUUGUUCGUGAUGCUGGUAACUCUGUUCCAAAUGAUCCUUACUUCCCAUUCUCGCGCUCGUUUGAUUGGUAUAACGGUCACUCAUGGGCGAAGGGUUUGUUCGAGUCUUUCGAUGGCAAGGAUCAAGAAUCUACCUCGGAAGAUACCAUGUUCGCGUAUGCGAUCAAGAUGUGGGGGCAGACGACCGGCGAUGCUAGCAUGGAAGCUCGUGGCAAUAUUAUGCUGAGCAUCCUGGGUCGGUCUCUCAAUAAUUACUUCCUGAUGGAGGAUGACAAUGUCAACCAGCCUGCGAACUUCACUGCGAACAGGGUAACUGGAAUUCUAUUCGAGAAUAAGGUUGAUCACACCACCUAUUUCGGUGCCAACCUCGAAUACGUCCAAGGUAUUCACAUGCUACCGCUCAUGCCGCACAGUCCCUUCACACGCCGAAAGGAGUUUGUGCGCCAGGAGUGGCAGGCAAUGUUCGCUGAAAACGCCUCUACUCCGGCCUCCAAGGUUGAGGGCGGAUGGAAGGGUGUGCUCUACGCCAACCUGGCCCUCAUCGAUCCCAAAUCGUCGUGGGACUUCUUUGCCCAGUCGAAUUUCGACUACAGCUGGAUUGAUGGUGGUGCUACGCGUACUUGGUACCUGGCAUUUAUUGCUGGUCUGGGGGGUGCUCCUUAA